Messenger RNA from Colletotrichum karsti, 1677 nucleotides. Its product is annotated as methionine permease. The record is from RefSeq and is a predicted model, not a curated record. Gene Ontology annotation, molecular function: L-amino acid transmembrane transporter activity. NCBI's taxonomy places the organism in Eukaryota, Fungi, Ascomycota, Sordariomycetes, Glomerellales, Glomerellaceae. Gene Ontology annotation, cellular component: membrane. Gene Ontology annotation, biological process: amino acid transmembrane transport. The transcript is spliced from 3 exons. Bases 1 to 1677 code for a protein of 558 amino acids.
AUGGGCGGCUUCAUUGACCCCGAGCGACGGCCUCUGCUGCCUACCACGCCGCCCUCCUCAUCAACCGUUGUGGAACCGACCGAAACAGCUCUUUCGAAACAAUCAUCCUCUUGGACAAAUGCAUCGGCCUCUGAGGCCAACAUUGCAGCCGGGAACCCACAUCCCUCACGCUCUGUGGACGAUGAUGUUCUUCCAGAAACGUCGAGUCUUGGACGCACUCUAAGUUGGCAGAGUGCCUACAUUCUAGUCAUUUCUCGAGUUAUUGGCAGCGGUAUCUUCGCCACUCCCGGUACCAUUCUCCGUUCGGUGGGCAGCCCAGGUCUGUCUUUGCUUUUAUGGGUUGUUGGGGCCUUUAUCGCUGCCUGUGGUCUGAUGAUAUCGCUUGAGUUCGGGUCGAUGCUACCAAGAUCAGGGGGAGAUAAAGUCUACCUCGAGUUUACCUACCGCCGUCCCCGGUUUUUAGCAUCGACACUCAUUGCAAUCCACGUUGUGCUUCUUGGAUUUACUGCUAGCAAUUGCAUCGUGUUUAGCGAGUAUUUGUUGUUUGCUAUUGGGGGAGACAGCCCUAGCAACUCACUCAGAAAGGGGCUUGCCGCAGGACUUCUCACUGCCGUUACCCUUGUCCACGGCUGCCUUCCCCGCUUCGGCGUCAAGCUCCAAAACUUUCUGGGAUGGAUCAAAGUUGGCUUGGUGGCCUUCAUGAUCCUCUGUGGCUUCUACGUUGUGCUAUUCCAGCCCUCAACAGAGUCCGCUCAGGCGACUGCGCCAACCAUCAGCUGGGAGAACUUGUGGCAGGGAACCAACUGGAAUUGGGGAAUCAUUUCGACAUCCCUUUUCAAGGUUUUUUACUCAUACGCUGGUCUCGACAACGCCAAUCUUGUUCUCAAUGAGGUAAAAGAUCCUGUUCGGACGCUGCGGUCUGUCACUAUGGCUGCGCUGGCAACCGCCUGCGGCAUGUACCUGCUCAUCAACGUGGCGUAUUUCCUCGUCGUCCCCAUCCAAGACAUCAAACAGAGCGGGGAGCUUAUAGCGGCUUUGUUCUUUGAACGUGUGUUUGGUCAGGGUGUUGGUCGAACAAUACUACCACUUGCUGUGGCGCUGAGUGCGGGGGGAAACGUGCUUGUUGUCGCUUUUGCUCAGGCUCGUGUCAAACAGGAAAUCGCAAGACAAGGCUUUCUCCCAUUUUCCAAAACAUUGUCUUCCACAAGACCAUUCAACUCGCCGCUCGGAGGCCUGCUUGUUCAUUACAUUCCUUCGUUUCUAGUCAUUGUACUUCCUCCUACGAGUGAAGUCUACUCAUUCAUCCUGGAGGUUGAAGGGUACCCGGGGCAGUUUGUGGCGCUGGCCGUGGGUACUGGUCUGUUGUGGCUGCGCUUCAAGCAGCCUGAUUUGAAGAGGCCAUUCAAAGCAUGGCUUCCUGCUGUCGUCUUGAGAAUCUGCUUGAGCUUUAGUCUCCUCGCGGCCCCUUUCUUUCCACCAAACACGAAACCAACCAGCGGGCUGUUUUAUGCAACUUACGCUAUUGUCGGUGUCAGCAUCUUUGCCAUCGGCGUGAUCUACUGGUGCAUCUGGACAGUGGCUAUUCCGAAAUGUCGAGGCUACAGGAUUGAAGAACAGGAAGAGGUUUUAAAGGAUGGCACAACCAUCACGAAGCUAGUACACACUCCUGUGGACUGA